Messenger RNA from Medioppia subpectinata, 611 nucleotides. NCBI's taxonomy places the organism in Eukaryota, Metazoa, Arthropoda, Arachnida, Sarcoptiformes, Oppiidae. The record is from the annotation of a GenBank genome assembly.
ACGGCGGCCGCCGCUCUGAUCGCCGCCUCAACGACACCACAACACCAUCACGUCUACGAGAAUGAACACGAAGAGAAUGACGACGAACUCGUCAACGGAGAGAUAGGCGUUGCAUUCAAUAACGAUGGCGACGGCGACAGUGCUAUCGAUGUUCCGCGACCUGAAGAGGAGAGGGAAACAGAGGUGUCUAAGAAGAUGGGUCUGCAGGAACAGCUUAAGCAAUUACAACAAGACUUAGCAAUGAAUAAAGACGACAGCAAAGUGACCAAAAACGAUGUCUUACACGAAGAGAAUGUUCGACAGGGAAGAGACAAAUACAAGACACUGCGAGACAUAAGGAAAGGCAAUACUAAACGACGUGUGGAUCAGUUCGAGAACAUGUAAACACUGUUUGAAAUAAACAAAAGUAAUUUAAAAGUGAAAUUAGUUUAUAACCGAAACACAAUUUUUUCACACAACAAAACAUACGAAAAAUUUGUUUUUUAAGAAUUGAUAAUUUAGUGAAAGAAACAACAAAAGCAUAAAUACAACAAUUUUUUAAGUUUUUGAAUCAAUUUUUCAUCAAAUGUUUGGUUUUGUUUUAAAAGCGAAUCUUUAUUUUCUUUAUAUAA